This is a messenger RNA of Durusdinium trenchii, 1075 nucleotides long. Lineage: Eukaryota; Dinophyceae; Suessiales; Symbiodiniaceae. The record is from the annotation of a GenBank genome assembly.
UCGGGCUCCCUGUGGUUCCAAAGGAUUCCAAAGAAAAGGAACACGAAAACAGAAGCCCUGCAUUCCUUACGGAGCCACUCGAUGCCCCCUACGACCUGGCCCUGAAGUAGGAGAUGAAGCAACACCGUCGUCGACGCUGAGACCCACUAUGGCCCCUGGCGUCGUUUCGAACUUACAGAGCAUUCUAGAGAGGCUCUCUCAGGCCGUGGAGGCUAUCAGCGGACCGGCCGUGAAGGACCCGGCUCCGUGGUCCAUUCCCCGACGGUUGCUCUUCAACCACAAGGUCAACCUCUUGAAAGCAGCUGACUCCAGCCUGGACAAGGAGAGCAAACUCCUGCGCGAGAAUGUGCGUCACACAGUGAAGUUGUUCCCGGAUGUGGCACCGUCCGACGUGCAUUUCUGGGACGACCACGAGUGCCAAAGCGGGAUUGAACAAUUGCCACUGGAGGAGAGUGAAGCUUUGGGGCUGGACUUCGCCCGGGAGAAGGUGGGAAUGAUCAAAUCGGACUUGUGCCGUCUGGUGAUGAUGUACAAGCUGGGUGGCUACUACUUCGAUACGGACAUCCUUCCACUCCCGAACCUCGAGCAGCACCUGGAGCGCCAGGCCACCUUUGCCACGGUCAUAGCAGACGAUGGCAAGAGCUAUUUCCAAGCGUUCUUGGCUGCGACGCCCAAGCAUCCAGUGAUCCUAGAGUCUCUGAAGGAGUUCAAGCGUUGGUAUGACCAGCUGAAUAGGCCUGGCAUCAAUCAGGAUCGUUUGCGCUCGCGGACGGCGAAGGGAAACAUUGGCACUGCGCUGAUGAGACAGGCCUUCCGGAAGUGGUCCGAUGGGGCCAAGGAGGACUCGGUGGUGAAGCACCCCGCAGGACAUCUCUCCCAGUUCUUCGUGGAGCACAAUGACAGGGUCUUAACUCAGAAGCGCUAUGAAGGAGUCCCGUCACAUCUGUCGGGCAAUCUUUGUAACUACGCUGUGGUCGACCGACGCUCCAAGACGGUGGUCAUGUUCUCCCGGAUCUAUGACAAGCACUCAAAGACGCUGUGUAAGGAAGAGGUGGACUUCAUCCACACCAUGUGA